CUGACUCCCCGUGGUCAACAGGAGUCCUCACCCUGGGAUCAUUCCACAAUACCCAUGGCUACAGCUCCCAGCUUCCGUGGACACCAGUGGACUUACAACCCUAUCCGAGGGUCCUGCCUGCUCCUGCUACUGGUCAUGUCAAAUCUGCUACUGUGCCAAGGCAACUCAUGCCUGUCCUCCUGUCCUGCCGUGAUUGACAUCCCCCAGGAAUCCCUAACAGUACUGUUACUCAAUGCCUCCAGGCUGUCCCACAACAUCCUUAAGCAUUCCAGAACAAUGUUGAAUGAGUUUGAUGUAAAAUAUGCCCAGGGCCAAGUGUACUAUAUCAAUGCCACCAACAGCUGCCACACCAAUUCCCUCCAAACUCCCGAAGAAGGAGAAAAAUUCCUAGAGACAAACAUUGAAGACCUUAGUAAGUGGAUACUCAUGUUACUGUACUCCUGGAAUAGACCUCUGUAUCAUCUAGUCACAGACCUGCGGAGUAUGAAAGAAGUCUCAGAUUCUAUCCAAUCAAAUGCCAGAGAGAGUGUGAAAAAUCUACUAGAACUUCAAGCACUCAUAGAGAGGCAAUUCUGCCAGAUUAUUUUUCCAGUAAGGCAGAAGAUGUUGAAGGCUCGCAUUUACUGGUGUGGACUCGCAUCCCUGGAGUCCAGCGAUGAAGAUGUGCGUCAUUCUGAAUUUUAUAAGCUGUUCAAGUGCCUGUAUAGGGAUUCACGUAAACUUGACACGUACACCAAGAUCCUGGGAUGCCGACUCACCAACUCGUGCUAAAUCCACAUCCAUCCCAUCCAGCUCUGAGAUGGUCAUAAUGAUCUAUCCCAUAGCAAGCUUGUUUGAAAUUUAUAGCUUUUUAAUGUAUGCUAUGUAAAAUGGAUCUCCUCUUAAAAAAAAUAAACACAGACUCUGCAGAGAUGUCAAAAUCUAA
Bubalus bubalis (water buffalo) is the source of this 925-nucleotide messenger RNA. RefSeq names its product placental prolactin-related protein 3-like. Gene Ontology annotation, cellular component: extracellular region. NCBI's taxonomy places the organism in Eukaryota, Metazoa, Chordata, Mammalia, Artiodactyla, Bovidae. The transcript has 5 exons. Gene Ontology annotation, biological process: positive regulation of receptor signaling pathway via JAK-STAT; positive regulation of lactation; female pregnancy. Gene Ontology annotation, molecular function: prolactin receptor binding; hormone activity. The record is from RefSeq and is a predicted model, not a curated record. The coding region runs from base 55 to 771 and encodes 238 amino acids.